CUUUCUGCGGGGUUCCGCCGGGUUGUGUACGCGAUUCACUCAGUUGCCGGUAGGCUGUACAGCGAAGUACGUGCGAAAUCAGUCCACGAGAAACUACCGCCGCCAAAUCCGCGGUUGCCGUUGUUUUCGAGGAAUUCCCGGAAAUCGAGGCAUUUGAACGGACAUGGCUCCCGUAGUUGGCUACUGGGACGUCCGGGCCCUGGCGCAGUUCAUCCGCAACCUCCUCGUGUACAAGGGAGUCGAGUUCCAGGACAAGCAGUAUAAGUUCGGCCCGGCGCCCGACUUUGACCGCUCCGACUGGCUCAAGGAGAAGUUCACGCUGGGCCUCAAGUUCCCCAAUCUGCCGUACUACAUCGACGGCAACGUCAAGAUCACCCAGAGCUUGGCCAUCCUGCGCUACCUGGGAAGGAAGCACGACUUGGCUGGCAGGAACGAGGAGGAGACCCUCGAGCUGGACGUGCUCGAGCAGCAGGCCCGAGACCUGUCCACGCGCCUGCUCACUUCCACGGCUCCGACCCCCAACUACGAAGAGGUGCUGAAGGCGUACGGGGACAACAUCGACAACGUGCUCAAGCCCUGGGAAGAGCACCUGGCCAGCCACAAGUGGGCCCUGGGAGACAGGCUCACGUACGUGGACUUCCUGCUCUACGAGGGGCUCGACUGGCACCGCGAGUUCAAGGGCGAGGCCGUGCAGCGGCACCCGCACAUCGUCGAGUACCUCAAGAAGUUCGAGGAGCUGCCUAACCUGAAGGAGUACUUCGCCUCGGACAAGUACCACAAGUACCCCAUCGUAGGCCCCCACCGCAAGUGGGGCUACAAGAAGUGAAUCAUCCUGCCAAGUGCUUGCUCCUCGUACUUGGGGCCACCUUUACCGCGCUUCUGCACGCCUCCGAAUAAUAAAGACCGGCUA
Molecule: messenger RNA, 910 nt
Organism: Dermacentor silvarum
Lineage: Eukaryota; Metazoa; Arthropoda; Arachnida; Ixodida; Ixodidae
Product: glutathione S-transferase
Exons: 3
Coding region: 164-826 (220 amino acids)
Biological process (GO): glutathione metabolic process
Molecular function (GO): glutathione transferase activity
Source: RefSeq, a predicted model, not a curated record